AUGAAAUGCAUGAAAUUUAUGAAGUUGAUGAAAUUUGUAAAGUUGUACAAUCAAAAAAAGGAAGUGACAAAAUUAAUAUUCAUGUUUUUUUCAUGACUAAAGAAAGAAAUAUAAGAAUACUUAUUACUAGUGUUGUGAUAGAAGAAAAUUUAAUGGAUAUAUAG
Messenger RNA from Cetraspora pellucida, 164 nucleotides. The record is from the annotation of a GenBank genome assembly. NCBI's taxonomy places the organism in Eukaryota, Fungi, Glomeromycota, Glomeromycetes, Diversisporales, Gigasporaceae.